AUGGCCUCCGAGUCUGCUUCCACGUUUCUCUGGGGCGGCCGCUUCAGCAGCGGCCUUGACGACCUGAUGAUGCAGUUCAACGAGUCCCUUUCCUUCGACAAGGUCCUUUGCCACGCUGAUAUCCAGGGCUCAAUCACCUUUGCCCGCGCUCUGCAGAGGCUCAGCAUCAUCACCGCAGACGAGCUGGACCAAAUCACCACCGGCUUGAAAAAGGUCGGCGAGGAAUGGGACAAUGGCACUCUCGUCAUCAACCCCAAGUCCGACGAGGACAUUCACACCAUCAACGAGAGGCGACUGGGCGAAAUCAUCAGCACUCAAGUCGCUGGCAAGCUGCACACUGGCCGAUCCCGAAACGAGCAGAUUGGCGUGGACAUGCGACUCUGGGCCCGCACCCAGCUCGAUGAUAUCUCCGCAUCGCUCAAGGAAGCCCUCAAGGUCUUCACGGCAAAGGCCAAGGUCUCAUUGCCGGUUCUCAUGCCCGGAUACACCCACUUGCAGCGCGCGCAGCCGGUCCGCUUCAGCCACUGGCUGCUCUCGCACGCUACCUUUAUUUUGGGCGAUCUGCAGCGUCUCGGCGGUGUCCAGGAACGGGUUGCCGUCUGCCCUCUUGGCGUGGGUGCCUUGGCCGGCAAUCCCUUUGGCAUUGAUCGCGAAUUCAUGGCCAAGGAUCUUGGCUUCCCUUCCAUCCACCCCAACAGCCUGGCUGCCGUUGCAGACCGUGACUUUGUUGUCGAUAUUUUGCAGUGGGCCAGUUUGUUGAUGGUGCACCUGAGCCGACUGAGCGAGGACCUGAUUCUCUUCUCCACGGCCGAGUUUGGCUUUGUGCAGGUUGCCGAUGCGUAUAGCACAGGUAGUUCCUUGAUGCCGCAGAAAAAGAACCCCGACAGCUUGGAACUUAUUCGCGGCAAGGCGGGCCGUGUUAUGGGACAGUCCUCUGGCUUCCUUUCCUCGCUCAAGAGUCUCCCCACCUCGUACAACAAGGACCUCCAAGAAUCCGUUGAGCCUCUCAUCGAUUGCAUCAAGACCGUCUCGGACUGCGUCAAGAUUACCGCUGGGGUUAUUGCCACUCUCGAGAUCCGACCUGAGAAGAUGAAGGCUGCUCUCACAGCCGACAUGCUGGCCACCGAUGUUGCCGACUACCUCGUCGUCAAGGGCGUUCCUUUCCGCGAGACUCACCACAUUGCUGGCUCCGUGGUUCGUAAGGCGGAAGAGCAGAACGUUUCCAUCUCUGAGCUCAGCCUCGAGCACCUCAGAGAGAUUACGCCUUUGUUUGAGGCCGAUAUCAAGGACGUGUUUGACUUUGAGAGGAGCGUCGAGAAACGCACUUCCACAGGUGGGACUAGCAAGGCUUCGGUGCUACAGCAAAUCAAGUCUAUUGAGGCUGCUGUGAGCAAAUAA
This is a messenger RNA of Metarhizium brunneum ARSEF 3297, 1398 nucleotides long. RefSeq lists its product as uncharacterized. Gene Ontology annotation, molecular function: argininosuccinate lyase activity. The record is from RefSeq and is a predicted model, not a curated record. Gene Ontology annotation, cellular component: cytosol. Lineage: Eukaryota; Fungi; Ascomycota; Sordariomycetes; Hypocreales; Clavicipitaceae.